Molecule: messenger RNA, 1542 nt
Organism: Thermothielavioides terrestris NRRL 8126
Lineage: Eukaryota; Fungi; Ascomycota; Sordariomycetes; Sordariales; Chaetomiaceae
Exons: 4
Biological process (GO): positive regulation of transcription by RNA polymerase II
Cellular component (GO): nucleus
Molecular function (GO): zinc ion binding; transcription cis-regulatory region binding; DNA-binding transcription factor activity, RNA polymerase II-specific
Source: RefSeq, a predicted model, not a curated record
AACAGCAGGGGCUCUGGAAGUGGAAGCAGCCUGAAGCCGAGGCGCGUCCGCACGGGGUGCCUAACCUGCCGCGAACGCCACCUCAAGUGCGACGAGGGCGUCCCCGAGUGUAACAACUGCCGCAAGAGCAGCCGCGAGUGCCGCCGCGGCAUCCGCCUGAACUUCAUCGACAUCCAGGUCAAGGCGCCGCCACGUGUGGCACCGUCGGCAGAGUGGUCUGUUCAAAUUAUCGAUGAGUCGCGGUCUAUCGCUUCAGAGUACAAGGGAGGACUUGGCUGCUAUCUCAACGUCGCCCCGUCGCCGUCCGAAGCUGAUCCGAGCGCGAGUAGUGAGCCGCAAGGGGCGCCCAACCUGGAUCAUCCGAGCGACGUCGGGCAGCCGCCGCCCGUCGAUGGAGUCAUCAGUUCUGCCGACAAAAGCCGGCCAACCCGGGGAAGUGUUGGCAGCCCACUCAACCCACUCAACGCACCGUCCUUGACCGCUCCCCCUGCGCCAAGCCCGAGGCCGCAGUCGAGUCUCUCCGGAUUUCAGGGAGACGCGUUCGUGUAUGCUUCGCUGCCGGGCCACGACGCGGUCGGGGCCGAAACGCAUACGCAGAGUAGCAAGAACCCGGGCUGGCCAACUGACAACCCACCACCAGUACCAGCACCGUCACCACCACCGCUACCACGCCCGCCAGCACAUGACCUGCGCCCUGCUCACCCAGCUGAGACACCUACUGGGCUGAUGACGCCGUCAAGCGAGAACACGACGGGAGAACGAGACUAUCUGAGCUCGGACGAGGAGAUCUACUUCAUGCAAACCUUUGUCGACGAGGUGGCCGUCUGGAUGGACGCGCUGGACAGGGACAAGCACUUCGCCACCGCGGUGCCAUACAUGGCCCUCAAGCUGCCCAUGCUGCUCCACGCCAUGCUGGCAUGCGGCGCCAAACACCUGACGCUGGUAGGCGCUCACGACGGCGAGAAGGCAGACUACUACUACGGGAUGGCCGCCGCCCAGCUCGCGCGCUGCCAGCAGGACCGGGACCGCGACGCCGCCGGGUGCGCCGUCACGGCCGUCGUCCUGAACGCGUACGAGGUCAUGGGCGGCAACUCCACCCAGCGCAUGGGCGGCCACAUCGCCGCCACGCGCGCCCUGAUCCGCGAGUGCGGCUGGGACGCGUCCUCGACCGGUCUCGGCGCCGCCUGCUUCUGGGUGAACGUCGGCAUGGAGGUGCUGAGCUGCCUCUCGUCCGGCUGGCCGACCGCCUGGGACCCCGAUCAGUGGGGGCUGGACCUGGACCCGGACUUCGGCGACGAGGAGCUCUGGGUGCACCGCAUCUUGUACAUCCUGGCCAAGGUGGCCAACUUCCGCGCCAGCACGCCGCGCUUCCAGGAGCCGUCGCCGCACGACGAGCAGGUCCGCCUGCAGAACCGCUUCACCGAGUGGCGCCGUCUGCAGGGCAUGUGCAGCGCCUGGAACCUGCACUGCCCCCGGUCGAUGCGGCCGUACGGCUACUCGCCGGGGCCGUCGCCCAAGUCUCUGUUCCCCAACGUGUGGUGA